This is a messenger RNA of Sander lucioperca (pikeperch), 2792 nucleotides long. RefSeq names its product sodium/bile acid cotransporter-like. Bases 256 to 1281 code for a protein of 341 amino acids. NCBI's taxonomy places the organism in Eukaryota, Metazoa, Chordata, Actinopteri, Perciformes, Percidae. Gene Ontology annotation, molecular function: bile acid:sodium symporter activity. The record is from RefSeq and is a predicted model, not a curated record. Gene Ontology annotation, cellular component: membrane. The transcript has 7 exons. Gene Ontology annotation, biological process: bile acid and bile salt transport.
CACAGAGAAAAGGAGUUAGGCACAAGAAUGUGAGGAGAGAUGGAAACAGUGUGAGAAAGCACAGCGCAGUUGCAGAAGCUGGCCUGAAAUCGAGAGCAGCUGGAGAAUGACAGAAAAGGGGGGAAAGAGAGGGGGGAUGUCACGCGGGUCACAACAGCCGCGGGUCGGAUUCAAACCCUGGCCGCUGCCAAGGACUCAGCCACAUGGGGUGCACACUUUACCGGGUGAACACACAGUGUAUGGAUCAGUGUCACAAUGAAUGUGACAGAAGUCUACAAGGGAAUAGCUCACAUCUACAAUGAGGGAAAUUUCUCUGGCAAUGGAAGUAUUGGUGUCCUGGACAUCCCUCCCUCCCUAAACAAAGCCAUCAAUAUCCUCACUGUCGUCAUCCUCUUCAUCUCCAUGAUAUCCCUUGGCUGUACAAUGGAGAUUUCCAAAAUAAAGACCCAUCUCUUCAAGCCAAAAGGUGUAGCCAUUGCACUGCUGGCCCAGUUUGGCAUCAUGCCCCUGACUGCUUUCUCUCUAGCCAAAAUGCUACAGAUGGAUCCCAUCAAGGCUGUGACUGUGCUCAUCUGCGGCUGCUGUCCAGGGGGAAGCUUAUCAAACAUUUUCUCUCUGGCCAUAAAGGGUGACAUGAACCUCAGCAUCGUAAUGACCACUUGCUCCUGCAUCGCCGCACUUGGUCUGAUGCCAUUGCUGCUCUAUAUCUACUGCCAAGGCUUUACUGGUCUGGAAAAUGCUGUACCCUACUUUGGCAUCAUCUCUGCUCUCGCAUUCACCCUUGUGCCUUGUGCCAUUGGCAUUGCCAUUAAUCACUACAAACCAAACUACUCAUCAGUCGUCAAAAAAGCUGGUCUCAGCAUCCUGAUGGUCUCCGGCAUCAUAGUGUUCAGCCUGUCUGGUUUUGUCAUCAAAGACGUACUAUGGAUGGUCCUCACACCUGAUGUUGUGGCUGUUGCUGCACUGAUGCCACUGAUUGGUUUUAUGCUGGGAUAUGUCAUGUCUGUAAUGUGCAGACUCAGUCCAAAAUGCAGCAGGACAGUCUCCAUGGAAACUGGGUGUCAAAACAUCCAGCUGUGCGUUACCAUCCUAAAAGUGGCCUUUCCCCCUCAGGUCAUUGGACCCAUGUUUCUCUUCCCUCUGUUAUACUACACAUUCCAGUGUACUGAGGCACUUCUCCUGACCCUGGGCUUCAGAUGUUACCAAGCGUUCAAGCCACCAGCUGAGGACGUUGACGUUAAACAAGUGGAAGUGAAACAGCCAUGUCUGGGUCCCAGAUGACAACCCAGUGCUGAAGAGGGAAAUGGUGGAAGAGCUGAAUCCUACCUACUGAGGAUGCAGAGUGCACUCACUGUCUCCAUAUCAUCUGCACAUUCUUCACCCAGGCCUGUGAUACGGACAGAAAGACUGUUGAAGCAUGUGCCAUAACUAAUACUUUAAUCAGCGUUUACGUAAUCAAUUGGAUAUAAUGUUAACUAGAGGUAGUGCCUGUCGAAGCAAGAAGUCAAUGAUUAAAUAUUACAUUUUGUAAUUAUAUUUUAUAACUGACACCUUGAUAAUGAAUUUAUACAAUCUAUUGACGUGUCACUAGCUUUUUUGAGGAUGCUAUUAAAUUAAAUAGAAUAAGAGAAAGGUCAAUCUCAGAUGUUUCAAAGAUGUGAAAAGCAGUCUAAUGAAAAAGGAUACCGUCACUUUGAACACCUCAAAUAAUAUUUAAUCAAAAUGAUUGUAUGGUAUAUACAAAGUAAACUUAACUUAAAACUUUUUACAUAUAUUAAAAUACCAUCUUCACAAAAACACAAAACAAAACCCAUUCCUCAGUCCCAAAGUAAAUUCAGUGGACAGUCAAACAAAGUGAACACUGACAUUACACUAGUCUGUACACUUACUCAUUUGUGUUGGAGCUUCCUUACAACGCGCCUGCAGUAGAAUCAAAACUGAAGCGGCAAACUAAAAAAAGCCCUACUUGUUUUUUUGUUUUUUAAGUUUUCAAGAGCUGUGAAAGCAUCAAAAGAAGCCAUGGCUGAUCAACAGCGUUCUGGACACAUAAAUUAAACACACAUAUUAGUUUCCUCGUUUACACUUAAAAGAGGAAUUUCCAAGCAGCCUGAAUAAAUAUUUUCUGGUGUACAAGGGAUGUGUAUGACAAAGCCUCACAUAAUAUCACUAAGCAGUGGAGGCAUUUAACUGACAUUCAUUUUUAAAAUUCCUUAUUUUACAUGUUAUAUACCUGUGCAUAGAAGUGGAAAGCUAAGGCCAUUGGAGGCAAGGGUAUGAGUAUGGAGAGAAUACAUCUGAACGCUUUGCAAGGGGAAAAUGUGUUGAAUGCAGGCCUGAAACAAGUCUCUUAAAAUGUUUGCCCUCAAUCCAAUGAAAAACGCAGCAGAGUGAACUCUUAGGUGGACAAGCAGCCGUAAACUGUACAAUGACUUGAGGUAGGUGUUAUGAUUAAUAACACCUUAAAUAAUGAUUUAUAAUUACAAAAAUCUUUGAGGACAGUGCUGUAAGUGUGCAUGAUUUGGACAACAAUCUUUCUUGGACUUCAUGCACCUUUGCUGAUGUGUCUUAAAUGGCGCGAUAUGUGGUUAAAGAAAAGUAACAGUAAACAAGACACUGAAGAGAUUAUUGACUCCCAAAAUGAGUUUGCAGCUUUGCCCAUUCAACUGAAAUAAAUCAGUUAUUUUUUAAGACAACCUCCUUCACGAGGUGCCUGUUCCUUUCUGUUUUUGUUCUACAUUUUCAAACUGACCUUCAGACAUUAGACGUACAUACAUAGUGUAGGAAUUCCUAUA